Molecule: messenger RNA, 1841 nt
Organism: Anolis carolinensis (green anole)
Lineage: Eukaryota; Metazoa; Chordata; Lepidosauria; Squamata; Anolidae
Gene: irx3
Product: iroquois homeobox 3
Exons: 4
Coding region: 51-1478 (475 amino acids)
Biological process (GO): neuron differentiation; cell development; regulation of transcription by RNA polymerase II
Cellular component (GO): nucleus
Molecular function (GO): DNA-binding transcription factor activity, RNA polymerase II-specific; RNA polymerase II cis-regulatory region sequence-specific DNA binding
Source: RefSeq, a predicted model, not a curated record
AGGCGCGUCUUCUUCCCUCCCUCCCUCCCUCCCUCCCUCCAUUGGCAGCCAUGGCCUUCUCCCAGCUGGGCUACCAGUACCUCCGCCCCAUCUACCCUCCGUCGGAGCGGCCGGGCGGCGGGGCAAGCCUGGCCAACGGGGCGCGCCCGGUCUCGGCCGAGCUGAGCCCCUCGGGCCGCCUCUCGGGGGUCCUCUCCUCCAUGUACGCCGCCGGAGCCCCUUACGCCGCCGCCGUGGCUCAAGGCUACGGAGCCUUCCUCCCCUACGCCGCCGCCGCCGCCGAGCUGCCCCUCUUCCACCAGCUGGGCGCGCCGUACGAGCUGAAGGAGAGCCCGGGGGUCCCGGGGGCGUCGUUCUCGGCGGCGGGGGCCUCGGGCGCGGCCUUCUUCCCUUACGGGCAGUUCCAGUUCGGGGACCCGUCCCGGCCCAAGAACGCCACGCGGGAGAGCACGGCCACGCUCAAGGCCUGGCUGGGCGAGCACCGCAAGAACCCCUACCCGACCAAGGGCGAGAAGAUCAUGCUGGCCAUCAUCACCAAGAUGACCCUCACCCAGGUCUCCACCUGGUUCGCCAACGCCCGGAGGAGGCUCAAGAAGGAGAACAAGAUGACCUGGGCCCCCAGGAGCCGCACCGAUGAAGAGGAGGAGGAGGAGGAAGAAGAGGAGGAGGAGGAGGAGAUCGACUUGGAGAACAUCGACGGGGAAAGCGCCAAAGCCGGGCCUUUGCUUCUGGAAGAGGAGGAGGAAGAAGAGGACGAGGUGAGGCUUCACUUGGCCAGCAAAAGCCCAGGCUCGGAGGUUUCUUCUUCCUUGUCUUCAUCUUCAGAUGGAGAGGACUUGCAAAACAGCCACACCAGGGAGAGCUUCCUCCUCAAAGCCAUGGAAGCAACCCAACCAACUUCUUCUUCAUCUUCUUCAUCUUCGGGGGUUUCUUCUCAACUUUCUCCUCCAACAGUGGCUCCUCCGAAGCCUAAGAUCUGGUCCUUAGCGGAGACAGCGACCAGUCCGGACAACCCUCGGAAAUCUCCCCAAAACAACGGAGGAGGAGGAGGAGGAAGGAGCGCUUCCCCAACUGCCUUGCAGCUUGGACACAGACUGGUCUCCUCUUCUUCAUCUUCCUCCCCUUCGUGCCCUCUGGGGAAGUUCGCCAACGCCGCGGCUUGGUGCGGGAGGCCCUUCUCAGCCCAGCAUCACCAUCAUCCCCAUCAUCACUCCCACUCCCAUCAUCCCCACCCUCUGGCUUUGCUGAACGCGCCGCAACUGCUGGGACUGGCCGCCCUGGGAAGAAGCACCGAGCAAGGCGCAGGAGGAGGACAGGACUCCGGAGGAGAAAGAGAAAGGGAAGGAGGGAAUGCAGAUCCACCUAGUGUCUUGGAAGUAGAGAAAAAGUUAAUAAAGACAGCUUUCCAACCAGUUCAGAGGCGGCCUCAGAACCAACUUGAUGCAGCUAUGGUUCUUUCUGCGUUGUCAUCAUCAUAGUUGAUUUUUAUAUAUAUUAUAUAUAUAAAAGGGAAAAAACACUGUUCCAAUGAUUGUAAAAUAAAAUCCUCUGUAUAGUUACAACUUGUACGCAUGUCCGUGUAUUGAAAAAAAGGGAAAAAAUGGCAAAAAGACAAAGAAAAAAGUCCUGCUUCUGUGCUAUCAUCUGGAUUAGCUGAAUUCGUGAGGUUCUUUUUUUGGAAGUCCAGUGAGAAAUAGGCGUCUUCGGUUUUCUUUUCUUUUCUUUUCUUUUGUAUAUAUAGUAAAAACAAAGACGGAAACAAAAUGUACAUAUGUGUGAACCAAAUUGUACAAGAAAGUAUAUAUUUUUGGCUAAUAAACGGUUGCCCCUUUUGACUACAA